AUGAAUUUUGAGAAAGCAUAUGUUUGGGACGUGUACAAGCGUCUAGCCUCACUUCCAAAUGCUAAGGAUCAGCACCAAACAACACGUAGAUCCUUACCUUGGGUUAAUGUUCAAAAAUUUGUUAGCCAGCUUCCUCUGGGCACAAUUGCUAUUGAUAUUGGCGAGUUUUCUCUUUCCUAUACUACUUUAAUUACGAAUAGUGAAUACCGAAUAGAAAUAUCUGUUGUAUUUAUGAUAAUAAUCUCAUUAAUUAUUAAAUGAUA
Molecule: messenger RNA, 263 nt
Organism: Thelazia callipaeda (thelaziosis nematode)
Lineage: Eukaryota; Metazoa; Nematoda; Chromadorea; Rhabditida; Thelaziidae
Source: the annotation of a GenBank genome assembly